ACGCUAAUAUCAGUAACAAAGACAAUAUCUUUCAUAUUGCGUUCGGAUUUCAUCAGAAAAAUAAAUAUUUAAAAAAAAAUUAUAAAAGAAAAUGGCGUGCGUGAAAUUAAAUGUCUGCUGUUGUUGCUUUAGCUUAAAACUUGGAGUUCUAAUACUUGGUAUUUUUGGAAUAAUUGGAUCUAUAUAUAUGACUGCAAUUCCAUUUAGUGGCAAUGAUCAGUUAUGUAUAAAAUUCUAUUAUAACAAAUGUGGAGAUUUAAACGGAGGUGAAAGAGCAGGGAUUACUUUAUAUAAUUUAAUUGGGAUGUUUGUUACUAUAUUAAUGAUAUAUGGAUCAGAAAAGAAUAUUCACACACUAAUGCUACCGAUAAUAGUAAUGUAUUUAAUUGGUCUAAUUUGGUCCGCUGUUAUUUUUUUGUUGAUAUCAAUUGAGUCCUUCAGGGAAGUAGACGCCACGUUUGGAACAAUCAUGCUUAUUCUCGGAGGUUUAACAACAGCGUUAUUAUUCUAUUUCUGGAUGGUAAUAUAUUGCAGAUACAAAGAAGUAAAAGUUGAUCAGAUUCCUUUCAAUCCUAUGGAAAAUCGACCUUUGCACCCAUAAAUUUAAAAUAAAUUCUAUAAACCAUACGAAUUUAUACCACGCAUAUAAAUAAAAUUUUUUUUAAACCUA
Messenger RNA from Microplitis demolitor, 670 nucleotides. RefSeq lists its product as uncharacterized. The transcript is spliced from 4 exons. The record is from RefSeq and is a predicted model, not a curated record. Bases 92 to 601 code for a protein of 169 amino acids. NCBI's taxonomy places the organism in Eukaryota, Metazoa, Arthropoda, Insecta, Hymenoptera, Braconidae.